This is a messenger RNA of Parathielavia appendiculata, 948 nucleotides long. Its product is annotated as PR-1-like protein. Lineage: Eukaryota; Fungi; Ascomycota; Sordariomycetes; Sordariales; Chaetomiaceae. The transcript is spliced from 3 exons. Gene Ontology annotation, cellular component: extracellular region. The record is from RefSeq and is a predicted model, not a curated record. Bases 1 to 948 code for a protein of 315 amino acids.
AUGAAGUCUUCAACUAUACUCGCCGCCUGCGGCGCUCUCCUGGUCACUGCCAGUCCCAUCCUCCAGGAACGCCGCCUGUUUGUCAAGACGGAUGUCGUUGUUGAAUGGGUUACCGUCACCGUGACUGAGGGAGAUACUUCCACCGUCUUCCGCCGCCCGAACCACGUCAAGCCCACAACGACCACGACCAGCUCCGCUGCGCCUUCCAGCACCUCGCAGGCUCCUCCUCCCCCUCCUCCGCCUUCAUCAUCUUCGUCUCUUGAGCCCGCUGUUCAGCCCACCCCUGAACCGAGUCCGGAGCCAAGCCCGGAGCCAACGCCCGAACCCGCUCCAGUUGCAGCGCCCAUUGUUGAGGCCGCUCAACCUUCGUCCGAAGCUGCCGAGGCGCCUGCUCCCACCGAGCAAGCCCCAGCUGCACAGCCCUCCGACUACCAAAGCACCGCUCUGUACCACCACAACAUCCAUCGUUUCAAUCACUCUGCUGAUGCUCUAACCUGGGACGAUGGCCUUGCCUCCUCCGCCGAGAUCCUCGCCAAGAGAUGCGUCUUUGAGCACGAUACGAGUAUCAAUGGCGGUGGUUACGGCCAGAACCUCGCCAUGUGGGGCUCCAGCGGCGACCCUGAGUCCUUUGGCGCUGCCGGGUCGGUCGCCCGUGCCGCAAGCGAUGGAUGGUACAACAACGAACUCUAUCUUUUCCCACAGGACGACUUUGGCAAGGACACUCCUGACAUGUCCAAUUUCAUGCAAUGGGGCCACUUCUCCCAGCUCGUCUGGAUCAACACCAAGAAGGUUGGGUGUGCCACGCACUUCUGCGCCCCUGACACCCUGUCCAAGCUGGGCUCGUGGUACACCGUCUGCAACUACUCUCCUCCCGGUAACGUGGGCGGCGCGUAUGGCGAGAACGUCAAGCGUCCCCUCGGUCAGCCCCGUGUUGCUGCACCGGCCUAA